Molecule: messenger RNA, 1395 nt
Organism: Xiphophorus maculatus (southern platyfish)
Lineage: Eukaryota; Metazoa; Chordata; Actinopteri; Cyprinodontiformes; Poeciliidae
Gene: mgmt
Product: O-6-methylguanine-DNA methyltransferase
Exons: 5
Coding region: 68-694 (208 amino acids)
Biological process (GO): DNA repair
Cellular component (GO): nucleus
Molecular function (GO): methylated-DNA-[protein]-cysteine S-methyltransferase activity
Source: RefSeq, a predicted model, not a curated record
GGAGAAACAGGAAGUGUCAUUUGUUUUUCACAGGAACGAAGAUUGAACGUUGCCCUAUAGUCGGAGUAUGAAAAAGGCAUCAGUUGGCAGCGAGAUGAAGAAGCAAAGGGAGAGCCAGUGCACUCAGAAGACCAUCUCAUUGCUGAGCCCCCUGGGGACGAUCCAAGUCAGUGGAUGUGAGAAUGGUGUGCACACCAUCCAGAUCCUAAUGGAUGUCGCACCUGCUGAAAGGAGCAGCGCGGCCCCCCUGAGCUGCGUGGUCACCGAUAGCCCAGCAGAAACGAGCCCCGAGAUGCAGCGCUGCGUUGAAUGGCUCCAGGCGUACUUCACCGAGCCGCAGACCGCUGGGAGUCUCCCGCUCCCUGCCUUUCACCACCCCGCCCUGCAAGGAGAUGCCUUCACCAGCCGCGUGCUGCAAGUACUUCUGAGGGACGUGAAGUUUGGAGAGACGGUCUCGUACAAGCGCCUCGCCGAGAUGGCGGGAAACCCCAGAGCGGUGCGGGCGGUGGGAGGGGCCAUGAGGAGGAAUCCGAGCGUCACACUUCUCCCUGCCCGUCUGUGCCAGGUUCCUCUACUCAUUCCUUGUCACCGAGUCAUUUCCAGCUCUGGACAGAGUGGGCCGUACAUGAGCGGCAGGGGCGACCAUCUCAAACAAUGGCUGCUCACCCAUGAGAGGCAGAGAGGGGAAGGCUGAAGCAUGACAGAGCCCGACUGUCCUUCAUUCAGUGUGCACACACGCACACCCACGCCAGCAUACCACACACGCACAGGGUUGUUUUAUUUUUUUUAUUUUUUUUUUUAAAACACAAAACAAGGCUAUAAAGUUAGGCAUCUUGGCACAAACUGUGGAACAACUGGAAUUACUUGGAAAACCUCACUAUAGUUCUUUCUUUUUUAAUUUUUUUUUAAUCUAAGAAUAGAGAUGCUGCAUUGUUAAUGCGAUACAGAAUUGUUGCAGAAUUAGAUUGUUGCAAAAAUAACUUAAACAGAGAACAGUAGGAAUUACAAACAUAUGCUCCCGUGGGUCCUCAUUGCGUUUGCCAGAUAGUGCUGGAAUGGUUUUUCUAAAGCAUUAUUAUUCCCUUAAAAAUAUGUCUCUUGCAUUGUUGUUGUUGUUGUUUCUUUUUUUUUCUUCCUUAGCAGAAUUAGUCUUUGUACCUCUCGUUGGUUUUUUAAUUUCCUGCCAAGUGAAAGCUUUGUUCGACAUCCAGUGAUAAAGGCUCAGAAUUUUAUGGCUACAAAGCUUUGUAGUGAAGCAUUUGUUUUGUCUUCAUUUAGAUCUCAUUGUUUGCUCUCGCCUUAUAAUCCACCUAGAGUGGAGAGAUGUCUCAUGUGUUAUAUAUACUGUACUCUUCCUCCGUUUCGACAUGUUUAAAUAAACACAUUUCAGAACGA